AUGCAGUGUGCAAUCGUCGCCCUUAGUGCGCUUUCUAUAGGAUCCGCCCUCGCAGCACCACCGACCAACGUCACUAGCAAGCCCACAGACCUCGUAACCGUGGGCCUUUGGCACGAGGCUGCCGAGUCCGACACAAUCUCUCUCACCAUAUUCAAAGAGCGCCAUCUCCCCGACAGCGCCUCCCCGGAACAGUCCUAUGGCCCCUUCGACUUCGUCCAGCUCAAUCUCAGCUCGGGCGUCGAGAACAAGGAACUCCGAUGUCAAAUACUCGAUGAGUUUGCCGAGCCCAUCGUUCUGGUUCGUAAUGGAAAUGUCGACAUCACUUUUUCCGAUCAGGACAAGGGAGCUUGGAUCCUUCGCGACGGAGAGCAGGAUGUUUUCACUGUCCUAUGUGAUCCAUCUUUCAAGUCUUUGAACUCCCCGAAGACCAACUCCAACUCCAGCUCCAGCUCCUCUUUCACUACCACCAGAAAGUCUUCCACGACUUCAUCCGCCAUGAAGCCAUCUGGCUGGAGCGGCGGCUACCCAUCCAUCACCAAGUCAUGGUCUGACCCAAGCACCUUCAACUCCACUUUGACCAAGUCCACCUCUUCGUCGUCGUCGAAGAAGUCUUCCUCCAUGUCAUCUCCUCGGGCAAACUGGACAACUUCCAAGGCUACUACAUCUGGCUCCACAUCUAAAUCUACAAGUACAUCCUCUUGCCCAGCGUCUACUAUCGUCGUCACGUCGACAAUUACGGUAUCAUCCAAGUGGUAG
Messenger RNA from Sphaerulina musiva SO2202, 756 nucleotides. RefSeq lists its product as uncharacterized. The coding region runs from base 1 to 756 and encodes 251 amino acids. The transcript has a single exon. The record is from RefSeq and is a predicted model, not a curated record. NCBI's taxonomy places the organism in Eukaryota, Fungi, Ascomycota, Dothideomycetes, Mycosphaerellales, Mycosphaerellaceae.